AUGUACAAAAUUACCUUGCAACCUUGGGAGACCCAUGAAGAGGCGGAUGUGAAGAUUCUCGAGAAAAGCACUCAUUUCCACAUCAUUUGCAUCACAUUUUGGCUCAUUUUGGUCCUAAUUAUGGUUUGGUUGCAGAGAGUGAUCAAUGUCUCGCCAAAUGAAUCCAAAUUGAAAUCAGUAGAAGUCUUACCGAAACUCAUUAAAGUGAUUAAACCGUAGCCAUAAUCCACAGACUAAUCCUUGAAAUGAAUUCAACGUUUUAUUAUCGACUCAAUUAUUAACACUAUUUAUUAAGACAACUGUCCACUCGUUUACUAAUCAUUCAAUGACUUUAUUGUAAAGACUAUAAAACUUA
This is a messenger RNA of Oppiella nova, 355 nucleotides long. The record is from the annotation of a GenBank genome assembly. Lineage: Eukaryota; Metazoa; Arthropoda; Arachnida; Sarcoptiformes; Oppiidae.